Penaeus vannamei (Pacific white shrimp) is the source of this 6831-nucleotide messenger RNA. RefSeq names its product FYVE, RhoGEF and PH domain-containing protein 4-like. Gene Ontology annotation, molecular function: guanyl-nucleotide exchange factor activity; metal ion binding. Gene Ontology annotation, biological process: filopodium assembly; cytoskeleton organization. The record is from RefSeq and is a predicted model, not a curated record. Lineage: Eukaryota; Metazoa; Arthropoda; Malacostraca; Decapoda; Penaeidae. Gene Ontology annotation, cellular component: cytoplasm.
GUUUCGUCAACAGAAACACAUACAUUCUUGUGUUAGUGUUUUGCUGCAAGUCCCGGGCGCGUGUCCGUUGCCUAACAGAGCUGUGCAUCGCGAGUGAUAUUGAUAGAAAAGGUCUAGCAAAUGGGAGUGGAGAGGACAUUGCUUUCAUCCCACUCGUCUUCAACGCUCAGUGAUAACAAGCACGGAUGUGAUGUGAGUUAGCAGCUCCAGUAAAUGCAUGAGUGACUGAACGCGGCUGGACGAGUCGCCUCCAUGACAAUAUAAGUUAUAAGAUAUCCGGAAAGCAAAGAUGACUGAAGGGGAGGAAAAGGAGAGCAGAGAAAAGGAAGAGGGAGUGGAGAGCUCGAGCUUCUUGAGCAAAGAGGGGGGAGGCGCGUGCCCUGACGAAGCGGCUGCGGCCCCAGAAUGCGAGGGCGGCGGCGAGGAAGACGCGCCGGAGGACGGCGACGCCCACGAGGCCUUUGGGCCAAGUGGCGUGGCAGACGAAGAGGGGGAUAGAAGUGGCGGAAUGUGUGAAAGCAGGGGAGGAGAGGCAGGCGCAGGAACCAGAAGAAACGGGGAGCCAGAGGUUGGCGGAACCGAAGGCACUGAGCCGGAGGGCGGGACGCAGGGCGGGCGGGAAGGGCGCCCUCCCGCCAACGGUGGCUGCAGCAGCACCGCAGUGGCCGGCGAGGAAGGGAUGUUCAGCGACGUGACACUGAACUUUAUGACGGGCAUGUCUGUCAUGAGGAACCUCUUCGCGUCCCUCAGCGACAUUCCGGAGGACUCAGGCAGCUCCUCGUCGGACCUUUUCCCUUCCUUGUCUCUUCCCACCACUUGCAUCGACUCCUCCCCCUUGGCCCUCCCCAGCCCCGUGUCCGUCACGUCCCCCUUGUUCCUCCCCACCACGUACGUCGCCCCUCCCUCUGCCUCCCCCGCUGCCCCCUCAGCCGCGUCUUCCACCUCCUGGAGCUCGCGCGUGCGGCAGCUGGUGAGGAAGUUCAGCGUGAGCGGCGGGGCGGGGCUGCUGGACAACGCCGGCCGAUUCCUCAACCGGUUCGUGCUCAGGAAGAGCAAGAGCCUCCCCGGCGCCCCGGUCUUCUACAGCGAGGGCGGGGGCGAGGAGGAGAAGGGGGGCGAAGUGUUCGAGGCGGAAGCGGACUCUAGAGGUGGAGGAGGAGGAGGAAGUUCAGAGGAGAAUGAGGAUGAGGCGAUGGACCACCAGCCAGGAUGGGUGAGGAAGAGGGUGUCGGAGAUUGAGCGGAUCAUGCGGGAGCGAGCGUUGGAGCGCGAAUACCUCGAAGAUGAGAAAACGAGGAAGGAUAGUUUCAAGAACCUCAGGUCUGAUGACGAAGAAGGGAUCGGAGUAAGGAAAGAAAGCUUCUGCCAGGAAGAGGAAGGUGCACGUAAGGACACAGUUUUGCUCGAAAUGGAGAAGGAAGUCUUUGCGGACCCGGAGGACUUUCCAGAGAGCGGCCACGAGAAGCUACGGCGCGGAGAAGGCAGCGAAAUAGUCGUGAUGGAGUACGCACGGGAGGAAAGAGAAGGCGACGGAGGCAAGGAGAACGAACUGGAGACCAGGGGAGGCCCAAGGGAAGGGCAAGGGGCCGGAUACGCCAACGGGGGCCGCGAAGACCACAAGGAAGGUGAGUCGGAGGCAGGAGAGACCGAGCGAGAGGACUCGGAGGAGACGCUCAGCGAAGACGGGAGCGAGGAAGACACCAACGACGAGGACGACGACGGGGAGCCUCAGGUCGAGCUGCGGGGCCAGAGUCGCUCUCGACCCGCCUCGCUGUACAGGUACUCGAGCGUGAGGCCUCGCACCAUCAUCAUGGGCCUCGGAGUGUGCACGGAGACGCAGUUCUUCAGCGAGGACUUCGGCGAGGGCGUGAGUGAGACCGAGAGCGAGGAUGAAGAGGAGUUCGUCACUCCCACGGGCGGCGUGGGGGGCGUGGCAGAGGGUAGCACGAACACCCACCAAGCUCAGACCUCCGCCCACGCCCAAAGGUCGUCGUCUUCGAGAUCGGGGUCGCGGCCGCCUUCGCCCUCCGCCGGCAAGGCUCAGGCGCGUUCGCAGUCCCGCCCGCACUCGCCCCUCUCCGACAUGGACACCGAAUCGAAGAGGAACUCUCAGGCGGUCAGCACCGAGCCCUCCGAGAUCGACGACCACAGUUCCGUCAGGAGCAGUGACCUAGAGUCGUGCCACGACCUUUCCUCCCCACGGUCUUCCCUCUUGGCUCAGGACACCACAAGCGUGCACGAGCUCGACCACACUGUCGACGCGCGCAAGGACAAGGCCUACAGGAUCGCCCACGAACUCCUCAACACCGAGAGGACGUAUGUGAAGGUCCUCCACCUCAUUGAUCAGGAGUUCCAGUUCCGGGUCGACCAAGAGAACCGAGCACACCACCUCUUCCCAGCUGACAUCAUCCCCCAGAUGUUUUCUAAUGUCAAGUCCAUCUACAAACUCCACCAUGACUUCCUUCUCCCUCAGCUUGAGGAGCGCAUGGCUCAGUGGGAGCAGAACAGGAGAAUUGGUGAUAUAAUGAAGAGUUUUGCUCCAUUCUUGAAGAUGUAUACUGAAUAUGUGAGAAACUUUGACAAUGCAAUGACGAUCAUUAACUCUUGGCAAGCCAAAUGUCCAAGAUUUGCUGCAAUCAUGGAUGAGAUACAUUCAAUGGAAGUGUGUGGCAACCUUACCCUGCAGCAUCACAUGUUAUCACCUGUACAACGCAUCCCUCGUUAUGAAAUGCUGCUUCGUGAAUAUUUAAAGAAGCUCCCAGAAGAUUCUCCAGAUCGCCACGACACAGAGAAGGCUCUUCACCUGGUUUCAACGGCAGCUAAUCAUGCCAAUGAUGCCAUGAAGAAAAUUGACAAGUUUGAGAAACUGCUGGAGAUCCAAGAGAGUCUAGGAGGAGCGGUUGAUCUCGUCUCACCAACAAGAGAGCUUGUCAAGGAGGGGAAGAUUAUAAAGAUCUCGGCUAGAUCUGGAGACCAUCAGGAGAGAUAUGUCUUUUUGUUAACAGACUUAUUGCUACUGUGUUCACCACGCCUGAUGGGAAGCAGAGUGAUGAGUGGUCCUCAGUACCGUCUCCGGGCCAGGUACAAUGUGGAGAACCUGCAGGUGCAUGAGGGAGACAACCUGGAAACAGCAAACACAUUUUACAUCAGAGAUAAUAAUAAAUCUGUUGAACUCUACACACAAACCAUAGAGGAGAAAGAACAAUGGCUAGAAGCACUAUUCAGGGCGAUUCAUGAGACUUACCAAAGGAAGUCUUCGCUGAAACUCCACUGUAACCCAGACCAGCGCGUUGUGGACCUUGACCUUGGGCAGAAGCAGCCAACAUUGAUCCGAUCAGACUCGGUUACCAAAUGCAUGGAAUGCGGGAGCCAAUUCACCAUGGUGCGGAGGAAGCACCACUGCAGGGCAUGUGGAGCAGUGGUGUGUAGCAAAUGCUCCAGCUUCAAGGCCAGUUUAGCUUAUGAUAGCGGCAAGAAUGUCCGUGUGACUUGCCAUGCAACUUGUUCAUCCACUGCAACCCCUUCUCCGGAAAUAAACGAGGGGGAUGAGUGCUCUAUACACACAGUUAAAGAGCCUCCUGAUUUAGCUUUUAGAAGUAGGGGGGUUUUAGAGGUUUCAGCAGCAGCAGAUGGUGCUGUGGCUCAAGGUUUCCUCCAACUCAAGACACAUCGCAAAGCUUGGGUGAAGCGGUGGUUUGCUCUGCACACUGACUUUGUUCUGUAUUCCUUCAAGUGUGAUAUGGAUGACCAGGCACUCACAGCAACACCAGUACCUGGGUUCACUGUCACACAUCUUCAGGGCACAAGAAAUGAAAGUGGUAUUAAUGAUAAGGAAAAGGAACGAGCAUUUAAGCUGCACCACUCCAAGAAACAGUAUAUAUUCCUGGCAGCUUCAAAGGAGGAUUCUUUAAGAUGGGUAGCAGCACUGAAGAAAGCUUCACAGGCAGAGCUGCCAUCUCCGGUUCAAUGACGAGAGAGGCAGGUGAUCGAAGCCCUCAUUACAUGUCUGUGAGAACAACCACACUUGCACACACACACACACACACACACACACAUACCUACACUCAAGAGAUUAAAUAUGUACUCAAGUAUACUGUAAUGCACCUAAGUAAAUACUGGUAUUGGAUGUUAGUACAGUCAGGAAUAUGACAGUCUUUAGAUUUCCUUAACAAGGUUUAGUCAGUAUUGGAAUCCCCAUAUUGAAUCCUAACUGAGAAAUGAGAACAUAGCUAAAUUUCUGAGCUACUGAUAAAGAUCCAGAAGAACAGUUUACUAAAUACUAUGCAACAGAGGAAGGGUAACAAUAUAUAGCUGGACCUUUUAAGGCUUAGGUAUUAAGUCAUAUUCCUGUUUGAUGAAAUUAGUAUUUCAUACACCAGCUGUAGAAUUCAUACGUCCAGAAAACCCAUAAAUGUUGUGACAUCCAGCAUUUGGAACUAAGGGGAUGAAACGAAGCAUCUGCAAGCCAACGGGGAUAUGAUAAUCAAAAUUAUUUAUUGAUGUCGAUGUUGCAAACAAAAAAGUCAAUAUAAACUACUCGUCUCCUCUUUCUUAAUCUGCUCUUGGCGUGGGCAAGGUGUUCCAGUUUGAUUUUUAUUGCUUUGGCUGUGAGUUGUCUAAUCUGUGUUUGGGGAUUUAGGUUAAAAAUCUCUCUCCCAAAUGUUUUUAGCAAUUUGUUUGUAUAACUUCAUUUAUUUUCUAAAUUUUAGGAUAUGUGAAAGGCUAAUGGGAAAAAUCAAAUGAGAACAUCAUAUUGACAGUUGGUAUUCCUGUUAUGUAUGUUCUUUUUAUUGGAAUCAGCAUCUUUUCCUCCUUUUUAUUUACCCUAUAUUCAGGGUUUAAUAUAAGAUAAGAGAUUUCUCUUCAGAAUUUAGGUAUUUGUUGGUUUUCUGUAUUUUUUUCUGUUUUAGCAUAAUUUUAUAUCACACUUUUAUUUGAGUAAACCAUAUCCAUGAUCUUCAUUAUGAAUCUACCAAAAUAGGCCUUCAUUUGCUGUGAUUUAAAUCAUAUCAGGAUAUCUUAAUUGAAUGAACAGCUUUGGAAUUUUAUCAUGAUUAAAAAAAAAAAAAUCAGUGCCAAACAAAUUCUUGCUACACUGCCUCCUAAAUCUCUUAAGCUGUCUAUUCGUUCUUAUGGAUUACAAGUGACAGUCGAGUGGUGGUAUAACCCGUGGACUUACUUUGUGUAGACUUCGGGCAGAGUGUGAGAAGGGAUGGGAAUGCUUGUAUGUCUAGAUUAAUCCUAGGAUGUACACCUGUGAUUGGGAAUGGUGUUUUAGUGGCUUCUAGAGUCAAGUUAAAGUGUACGUGUGUGAUGGAAAAGGUAUAUAGUGGCUUUUAGAGUCAAGCUGUCUUUAUGGCUUAUUGUCAUAGAAUCUUGUGCACCUUUCUUCUAUGCUUUAAAAUGCUUCAUCGUGCUUCACUUAUCUUUUUUGACAUUGUCUGAGUGCUCUACAUUUCCUUUAGAGUUAAUCAAGGAGUAUCUCUAACACAGACAACCUGUAAAAGAUCAUAUUUUUUCUGCAUUUCGUCUGAAGUGUAUAUAGAAACUGUAUUGGAGUGUAGAGUGUUUCAAGACAGUGUAUUAUGGUUGGAAAACUUAACAUUAAAAAAAAUGAAUAUCUCAAGCAGUGCAGUAUUUUCAGUAACUAUUUAGGGCUUGAAUUCGUUGUUAGAUUUUUUUAUUUUGAUAUGCAAAAUUGAUAAAUUGGUCACUGAUUUAACUAAAAUAAAACAAAACAAAAAAAAAAAAACUUGGGCUUUCAGUUCUAACAAGCAUUACACAUCAGACAGGUUUGGUUGCAGAGGCUAUUAACUGUCAAAAAAAAAGAAAAACAAAACAAUUUCCACAGAAUUGCUUCAAAUAAAAGGCCAAAAACCAUGCUUCUUUUUGUGAGUUAAUUGCGUCUUCAACCUGGCCUUUCACAUCACAAGUUGUACUCACAGAGCGUGUAGAAGCUCGGUCACAAAGCCUCCGCUACCGUACUAAAUAUGUGUAUAAUGUACAGGCUUAUUCACUCACUUUCACCAAAUUGGACAUGAUGCACGCUUAUCUUUUUUUCUCUUGUUUUCUUGCUGUAUAACAGUAAAGGAUGCACAGAUUAUCUAUACUUAAUGCACAAUUCUUAAAGAAUAGCUAAUAUAAAAAUUUGCUCUAGGAAGCAGUAGAUAAAAUUGUUGUUAUAUGUGUUCUGAGUAGGGACACUUCACAUCUUUAUCUCUUUUUGUACAGUAGGGUUUACUGUAUCAACUUUAUAUGUGCCAUAUAAAUGUGUAAAUAUAUGAGUCUCUUAAAUAUUUUCUUGUUUAAAUCAGAAGAUGUGUCAUUAAUUGAAAGUUUCAUGCUUUUUUUUGUGGGUGGUGGCAGACAUAAGAAGUGUGAAGGUAUUACAGGAUGUAUACAAACAUGUUAUGUAAUGUUCACUAUGGAGCUCAGUAUCAGUGAUCAAUUAUUAUUCUAUGAAUAGAGAAAUGGCAUUAGUAAUAACUUUAAGUUCUAGGUAUGGUAAGUAUGUCUUUAUGAAGUUAAUCUUGAUUCUAACAGCUUACUUCAGAUUUCUGGCUUAACAAUAAUUCUGUAAAAGCAGACCAUCACUAAGACUAUAUUUUAUUUACUAUUGAAAUAGAUCAAACAGAAUUCAAAAUUACAAGGAACAUAUAUAUACAUAAAUAAGGAAUAUAAUGUAUCGCAUCCUAGUCUAAGUUCUUUUGUCUGGAACCAUCGAAAAAAGCAUGUCAUGCAGAACCCUUGAAACAACUUCUGACCAUAACAGGUUUCACCAGUUAAAGAAAGUUUUACAUUAUUCAGCAAAUAAAGACAGAGAAGACAAGA